GAGUGUGUGGGUGUGUAAGAAACAGGUUAACAGGGAUAUUUAAGGACAGGUGCAGGUUACUGAGCUAUGCUGUCUGAGAUGACACAGAUGAAGAUGAUCCACGUACUCAGUGUAGCAUUUUCCGUCGCUCUUUUAAUGAGUGGAUGUGCUGCACAACUUGAUGUGUGUGGCAGAGCAUCUCUCAACACAAGGAUAGUUGGAGGACAGAAUGCACCGGCUGGUGCUUGGCCAUGGCAGGCCAGUCUUCACACAAAUGGUGCCCAUUUUUGUGGUGGAUCACUCAUCAACAGUGAAUGGGUUCUGACUGCAGCUCACUGCAUUUCCAGUGCCCUGACUGUGUACCUGGGCCGACAGACACAGGAAGGAACAAAUGCAAAUGAACAGUCCAAGAGUGUCUCUGAAAUCAUAAAUCAUCCAAACUACAGUAGCAGCACUGAAGACAAUGACAUCACUCUUCUGCAUCUGUCUUCACCAGUGACAAUAAAUGACUAUGUCAGACCAGUCUGUCUGGCUUCAGCAAACAGUACAUUCUUUAACGGUACUGUGAGCUGGGUCACCGGAUGGGGAAACACUGCGUCAGGCGUUAACCUGCAGUCACCGCAAACCUUACAGGAAGUGCAAGUGCCUAUUGUUGGAAACAGGCAGUGUAAGUGUCUUAAUGGCGUCUCAAAAAUCACAGACAACAUGAUAUGUGCCGGACUACUACAAGGAGGGAAAGACUCCUGUCAGGGUGAUUCUGGCGGUCCUUUGGUCAGCAAACAGGGCUCGAUCUGGGUCCAGUCUGGAAUUGUGAGUUUUGGCAAUGGUUGUGCUUUAGCUAACUCUCCUGGUGUGUAUGCCCGAGUGACUCAGUACCAGAACUGGAUCAAUCAGAAGAUCACCACCAACCAGCCAGGCUUUGUUACGUACACCUCCAAUGGUACUGACGGUGACCUGUCAAUUAGCUGUGAUGGUGUGCCUGCCAUUACCACAACCACUGUUGCCACUACAACUACAACUACAACCGUUGCACCUGUAGUGUGUGGAAGUGCCCAACUGAACACCCGCAUUGGAGGAAACAGCUCCCUCGUAUCUUCCGGUACAUGGCCAUGGAUGGCCAGCCUGCAGUUUAACGGCAGUCACGUUUGUGGAGGAACGCUGAUUGCUGAACGCUUUGUCAUGAGCUCUGCCAGCUGCUUUACCAGAUCCAAAAAUGCCUCUGACUGGACCGUGAUCCUGGGUCGUCUGAAUCAGAACAACGCCAACCCCAACGAGGUCUCUAUAAAAGUGGCGAAUCUCACAAUCAGCAAUAGUACAGGUAACAACAUUGCAGUCUUGCAGCUGGCUGUCGCACCAAACCUGACAAAUUUCAUUCAGCCCAUAUGUGUGGACUUGGGAGAUAGCAUCUUCAGCACAAACACUCAGUGCUGGGCAGCAGGAUGGGGCUCAGGAUCAGGAGGAGUGAAUCAAACUCUUCAGGAAUACCAGACCUCUGUUGUGAGUUGUGGAAACUCAUCCGCAAACAACAGCAUUUGUACAAGUUCCUUGAACUUACAGGAGGGUGAUCAGGGUGGUCCGCUGAUGUGUAAGCUGGGUCAGUCAUGGAUCCACGCUGCUGUUUUGACCAUACAGAGUAUCAGCAUACAGACUAACGUUUCAAACAGCAGCAGCUCUAACACAAGCUCCAGCAACACCACCCGCUCUGUUCGCGCUCAAGACGUCCAGGUCUUCACUAAAACCUCCAGCUUUGCCUCAUUCCUGUCAUCUGUUGUGGGUUCCUUCCCUGCAAGAGCCACAAACUCCACAAGUUCAACUACAAGCGCAGCUAACAACAACGCAACCCAAGGCACCUCCAAUGGCUCACAAGCAUCUUCCUCCUUCUGUUUUACCGUCUCAGUCCUCUUGCCUGCACUUACAGCUCUUAAACUCUUUCAUCAAGGCAUCAACUGAGGUUUUGUGUAGAAUGGGCCACUUUUUGUUAACUAUGAAUGUGAAUGUAAGCACAUAAUACAAGUCUUCAAUGUACAGAUUACCUAAUCAUACAACAUAAAAAGCUUUUGUGGGGCACAUAAUUCAUUCAUUCAUCACAAAUGUGAACUCUUAGGAUCUCUAUUGUAUCUCAGGCCGUGAAGAUGCUGUUCUUACAAUGUAUAAUUACGCUGUAUGAUUUUACACUAGUAACAAGUGCAUAGCUAAUGUUUGUGACCAGGCGGUUUACCUAUAUUUACAUUGUAGCAGAUGCAGCAUGGCACUUUAUGAAAACGUCCCGGUUUGAGUGGUUCAGUUCUAAUACUGACUAUACUGUAGCUUAACUAACUAGUACCUCAAGCUGUACCACAUUUGGGACAUGACUGUAAAUUAAAUAAAUUAAAGAGUGAAAUAGUUUGGAUUUUUUUUUUUUAAAAAAGAACAACAUUUUCAAAUGUUUCAUAAUAUGAAACUAUAUUUUCAGAUAUUUUUUAAACAUAUCUAUUUAUCUUUUAUCUCUCUCCUGUGAUGUUUUUAAUGAAAAGUCGUUAUCAUAUGAUUUCUUACGAAUGAAGUAACUCUUUUCAACACACUGUGAAAAGUAAAUGUAUAUUUUGUUGUAAAAAUGAUGAUUAAAAAGACAAAUUAAGUUAAAAUAAAACCAUUUUGGUGUGUUUCCGCCCCCUGAAUUGUUUUGGGCAAAAACCCAAGAAGGCAUGUGGUAAGAAUGUGGCUUGAAUUCUGCUUAGUCAUUGCUGUAAACGCAAGCCUGUGCUGUUCACAAUGUCACGUUAAACGUUGUACUUUUAGACUAUUUCAUUAUAAAAGUUUCCACAUAUCCAAUAGAAAUAAUAACAAAUGGUUGAAAAAUUCAUUAUUUCUCAUUUUCUGUUAUAAAUAAAUUUGUGUGAUUACCUUCUCUCA
Messenger RNA from Labeo rohita (rohu), 2871 nucleotides. RefSeq lists its product as uncharacterized. The record is from RefSeq and is a predicted model, not a curated record. The transcript is spliced from 10 exons. Gene Ontology annotation, biological process: proteolysis. Bases 67 to 1929 code for a protein of 620 amino acids. NCBI's taxonomy places the organism in Eukaryota, Metazoa, Chordata, Actinopteri, Cypriniformes, Cyprinidae. Gene Ontology annotation, molecular function: serine-type endopeptidase activity.